AUGUCGGCCGGCGAAGAGGGCGACAGCGAUGACAUCAACGAGAUGGGCGACGGUCGGGGUCAUGCGUUUGUGAUUGACGAGGCCGAAGAGAGCGACAUGGAGGGCGUAGACGGCGACAACGAGUCGGAUGCGUGGACCGACUAUGACAGCAGCGAGGACGAAGAGGACGAAGAUGAACGAGACGCCAAAUUCCACAAGGACCUCGUGGACAUGAGCAAAAUGACCGACGACGAAAUAUGGGAGCAGAAGGUGCGCAAGAUCAUGGACUAUGCCAAAAACAACGACGUGCGCGACGAUCUGGACGACGACGAAUCCGACGACAUGCCCGAUUUUGACUUUGGCGCCUACGACAGCAGCGACUCGUGGGACAUCAAGGUGAGCGAGUCCCCCCGCACGGGCGCCAUCGAGGCCGGGCUGGAUGUGAAGAUUCUGUCCAAACGGCUGCAGUUUUUUGCGGCGCGCGAGCACAUCCCCGGCACGCCGACGUUUCACCAGUUCGGACAGCUGCCAGCGGAGCUGCGCCUGCGCAUCUGGGAGACGUACUGCUCGGAGUUGCGGCGCAAGCAUCGCGUGAUCCAGGUGUUCGUGCACCAGCACGGGCGGCUGACGCCCGCGGUCACCAUGGACCAACAGACGGAGCCGGUGCGGCGGAUGAUGAGCAUCUGCCGCGAGACGCGGGAGAUGGGCCUCAAGGCGCUGCCGGACGUGCUGCCCGUGGGCCACAGCAGACACGACAAGGCGGUGAUUCGGUUCAACGCAGAGACGGACCUGAUCCACUUCUUUGACGAGCACCCGUUUGGCCUCAACGCACGAGACGCCGCCACAGCCCGCGAGGACAUCGACAUCGAUUUGACUGAGCGGCAGCGCGGCCUCCUGCGCGAACAUGUUGAGCUGGUCACCCCCGAGCCGUACCACAGUGUGCGCAACCUGGCGAUCGGCGAUAAUCUUGUCCGGUCGCGCGAGCCUGGGGCGUACCAGACGCAUUAUUUGGAGCAGAGCGUGAUUGAGCUUUUGAGCCCGGACCAUGCGUCGCACCGCGAACCACACGAGCUGCGCGACGAGACCUUCUUGCGCUCGAUUGAGUACCUGUUCCCCAACCUGCAGAACAUUUAUGUGGUGGAGGACGGUGCGUUCCGACACAGCGACCGCUGGGCGGGCCACAUCCGGAGCCACCAGCGUUACCAUGUCGACUGUUUCGAAAUGAACGAGUACGAAACGGGUAAGGUAAAGAUUGAGUACCUGUACCUCUGGCACGCACCGCCCAAGAACGCUGGCCGGCUGUCUCGGGGUGCCAUUGCAGACAGACGUGUGGGGAGCAACACGGACGAGGAGAACGGUGACAAUAAGGACAUGGAAGACAGAGACAAAGGCGACAUGGAGAACGGCAACAGCGGCGACACGAAGUCAUCCACACCAAAGACGUCUGAGAUACCCGGCGACUUCAAGGACGAGGUGGUGAUUGGGCACUUUGCGCGGCUGCGCGAAAAGGGCGUGCGGUUUUCGCGGCUGCUCUUCUUUGAGGACGAGGGCAUGGACGACUACUGGCAGCUGCAGUUGGGGUGCCGACCUGAUGGGCACUGGCCCAACGACGAGUUUGGCGUCCCUCAGCAGGAUCAGCUGCCAUCGCGGUACGCGGAUGAAGAAUUUGGCUGGCACGGUGGUAUGUCGGACAACUCAGACGAGGAAGAGGAGGAGGAGGAGGACAGCAUGAUUGACGACGACGACAUUCUUGAGGAUGAGUCAGAGGAGGACUCGGAUGAGUUUGCUGGGCUGCACGACGAUGACUCGGGCGACGAAAACGACGGACCGCCUCUGCCGUUGGAGGCCAUGUUCUCGAGCCCCGAGCCUGAGCCUGGGACCGAAGCAGAUAGUAGAGGCGCGACAGGAACUCAAACCCGCCGUGGCAAAAAGCGGCACGUGGUUGCCGACUCGGAUGACGACGACGACGACGACGAAGCCGACAACGGGGACGGUGCCAGGCCGGCACAGGAGAGCAAGACCAGCGCGGGUUCAUCCAAACGCCAGCGACGGCCGCUUAUUGUGUCGUCCGAUGAUGACGAGGAGGCCAAGGGCGCGACCAAGCACGACGGCUCGUCUUCCCACAGAGAGGCUGGUGAAAGCGGCCAAGACAGCGGCAGCGACGAUGAAGAUCCGGAUGCGGACUCGGACGACAAGCCGGCCAAACCGGCCAAACCUCUGACUCUGAUGCAGAAGCUGGCGCUCGGGCGUAAGUCUAUUCCGGUCGUGACUGUGGACGACGAAGACGCGGAAGAAUACGCUGGCGACUACGGCGAGCGCAACGGAGAAGACGAGGAGGAGGCGGACGAGUGGAACGGAGUUGCAUAA
Messenger RNA from Sporothrix brasiliensis 5110, 2346 nucleotides. RefSeq lists its product as uncharacterized. The record is from RefSeq and is a predicted model, not a curated record. NCBI's taxonomy places the organism in Eukaryota, Fungi, Ascomycota, Sordariomycetes, Ophiostomatales, Ophiostomataceae. The coding region runs from base 1 to 2346 and encodes 781 amino acids. The transcript has a single exon.